Messenger RNA from Mytilus californianus (California mussel), 1945 nucleotides. Its product is annotated as FAD-dependent oxidoreductase domain-containing protein 2-like. NCBI's taxonomy places the organism in Eukaryota, Metazoa, Mollusca, Bivalvia, Mytilida, Mytilidae. Gene Ontology annotation, molecular function: monooxygenase activity; flavin adenine dinucleotide binding. The transcript is spliced from 11 exons. The coding region runs from base 185 to 1945 and encodes 586 amino acids. The record is from RefSeq and is a predicted model, not a curated record.
CCGGUUUCGAAAUGGGAAAGGGGAAUUAUUUACGCAGAUAGGAACUACAGACUUAAAUAAUAAAUGAUAACUGGGAAAUAUAAAUUACACAAGCAUUUCAUUUGGAAUAAACUUUAUCUAAACUCCUUGAAAAGUUUUCAACAGAUUAUAGUUUGAAGCAAUUGAUGAAAACGGAUCUUGUGGGAUGAUAGAAUAUAUAACGCCUUUUCUAUGUCUUAUGUCUGCUGCACAAUGUUAUAAGUACUGUGUAAUUGGAGCGGGACCUGGUGGUCUACAAAUUGGAUAUUACCUUCAGAAGCUAGGUCGAGAUUAUAUCAUCUUUGAAAGGUCCAACCAAGCAGGAAGUUUCUUUGAGAAAUACCCACGGCAUCGGAAACUAAUCAGCAUCAACAAAAGACACACCGGGAGUACCAAUAAAGAGUUCAACCUACGUCAUGAUUGGAACUCUCUUCUGGGUGACGACAAUCAAAUGCUAUUUAAGGAAUUUUCAAAAGAAAUGUUCCCACCAGCUGACAGUUACAUCAGUUACAUCAACACAUAUGCUUCAUAUUACAAAUUAAAUAUCCGAUACAAUACAGAAAUAAAGCAUAUCAGGAAGUUAAAGUCCAUGUGGUUUGUUCUAGAGGAUCAACAUAAUAAUAUAACGCAUUGCAAUAUUGUAAUUGUUGGAACGGGGCUAUCUUUACCGUUUAUACCAAAUGUAACUGGGAUCGAAUUAACCGAUGGGUAUGAAGACAUAUCUACAUUUGGUCCUGAUUAUGAAGGAAAAUCUGUAUUGAUACUAGGUAGAGGAAAUUCAGCCUUUGAAACAGCUCAAGCGAUUUAUGACAGAACGAACUAUGUUCAUAUGAUUGGGCGGCACAGGAUACGUUUAGCAUGGGAAACCCAUUAUGUUGGAGAUAUUAGGGCAAUAAAUAAUGAAAUUCUCGACACUUACCAGCUAAAAUCUUUGGAUGGGUUUUUAGAAUAUGGAAAUCUAGAAGAUUACAUGAUAGUUAGAAAAAAAGAUGGUCUAUAUUUGACGGAUGCUGACGAAGAAGCAGCAAAAAUAUGGGGACAGUAUGAAAAUGAUCCAUUACAAAAGCCAUACGAUCAAAUAAUUCGAUGUCUUGGAUUCCGGUUCGAUACUUCCAUAUUUUCAAAGGUAAGUCAGCUAUCUGGUGGUUAUAAAGGAAAGUAUCCAGUAAUUACCCCUGAUUACCAGUCUACAGAAAUACCAGGCAUCUAUAUUGUCGGCACAGCUACCCAUUCACUUGAUCACAGAAAAUCAGCUGGAGGAUUCAUACACGGAUUCCGGUAUUCAGCUCGUGCUUUACACAAAAUCCUGUCAUGGCGGUAUCAUGGGGACACGUGGCCAAAACAAUCAUACAGUGUUUCUAACUUGCUUCCGGUUACAGUGAAAAGGAUAAAUGAGGCUUCUGGAAUAUAUCAAAUGUUUGGACAACUGGUAGAUGUUAUAUUAUUUAACAGCGAAUCAUUUGAAUAUUUUGAGGAAUUUCCUGUAAAUUUAAUCCAAGAAUUCGAUAAAAUAACCGGGGAAUCCUUAUCCAAUAGGAGCAUGAUAGUGUUGGGAUUGGAAUACGGAGAGGAUUACCAUGGUCCGUCAGAGGAUGUAUUCAGAGAAGACAGAGCAGCUACAGAACCAAGAUAUGCACAUCUGUCGAACUUUUUACACCCUGUUUUAUACUUCUAUCACGUCCCUCCAAGAAGGACAAGCUAUAUAGACGAAAACAUGUUGCCUAUACCUGAUAAAUUAUUUCAUUUAGUGGAGGACUUCCAUACCAACUGGCAUCAUAACCAAACACAUGUACAGCACUUAAAAACGUUUCUUGAAAACUGUCUUUCACAAAGACUAGAUGCAUUCCAGAAUACAGACUGUUUUUCCUUUGCCUUAUCUAGAAGAUCGGUUCCAGUAACAUGCCAUCAUUAUUUGAAAAGUGUAUAG